AUGAGCGUCUUACAACGUAAAAUAGCCGUUAUGGGGUUCCCAUGCGUCGGAAAAUCAUCGAUCACGAUGCGAUUCGUAAAAGGAACCUUUCCGGAUUCCUACGAUACGACGAUUGAAGAUAUGUAUGCAAAACCGCACAAGUUUAAUGGGCGCGAAUUCAAUCUGAGAAUUACAGAUACGGCUGGACAACAGGAGCAUUCCCUAUUCCCCCAAUCAUGUACAUAUGAUGUCGAUGGAUACAUUAUCGUCUAUGCGAUCGAUGAUCGCCAAUCAUAUGAAAUCGUCCAAACCAUCUACGAAAAAAUCCGCGAUAACGUUGGAGACAUCAAAUUCCCAAUCGUUUUGGUUGGCAACAAAGCUGAUUUGCAAUCAACAUCCCGCGCCGUAACUAGGGAUGAGGCCCAACAAUUAGCAAAGCAGUGGGAUGUUGUCUUCCUGGAGACAUCAGCGAAGGAUAAUACGGCAAUCCAACAAAUUUUUGAAAAAAUCCUCUACGAGAUAGAACUCUCGAAGGGGAACAUUCGCCGCCCACCACCUCCAAAAGACAAGUGCACAAUUUCC
Messenger RNA from Mesorhabditis spiculigera, 561 nucleotides. NCBI's taxonomy places the organism in Eukaryota, Metazoa, Nematoda, Chromadorea, Rhabditida, Rhabditidae. The record is from the annotation of a GenBank genome assembly.